AUGGAUUUAAUACUUCAACGACCAUUAAAUAUUCUUGAUCAACUUCGAAGACAACGCUUAAUAUUAAAAGUCGAAACUACCAAAGAAAUACUCGACGAAAUUGUUUCCUAUUUGCAUACGACUAAUAAUCGAGUCGAUGGUUUACAUCGAUUAAGCGCAGUUUGCCAAGAAUUCUCGUCCGUUUACAUGUUAAUACCAUUUGAUAAUUUGGAGAUCAUUAAGCAUGAAUUUUUCAUCAUUAUUGGACGUACAUUUGAAAUGUUAUUAGCGAAAGCAAGACUGAUGACGAUGUCGAAAGAAGAUGAGCAGCACUUUUAUGAAUUAAGUUACUUCAUAGUAAAUUUAUGUUUUCAUAAAAAUACAGAAAUAGAAAACUUUUAUAUUGGUAAUAAUGAAAAAUUAAAUUAUUAUGAUGACGAAGAAGGUUUUAAUUCAAUGUCAUAUCAAAGAAUAUUUUUAACCAAAUCUUUUUUUGAGAGAUUUAUUAAAUUGGUUACAGAUGAUUUAAUUAUCAAUGAUUACCCCCCGUUCCAUGUCAAAUAUAAAGUUGCUCAUCGAUUACUUCAUCUUUGUACUGAAUUAGACAAUAUUGAUCAUAACGUCCUAAUCGAUCCGAUUAUUGAAUGUCUAAAGUCAAAUUUUUACCUUGAUACUUUCAAAACAGUUGAUCUUCGUCAGCCAAAUUAUAAUCCUAAACAAUUAUUCUUUAUCUCUGAAUGUGCAGAAUUUUUAAGUCGACGUUGUUGGAAGCGUCGCACUGAUAUAUCGAAAAUGUUGUGUGCGCCUAUGUUAGAAUUUAGUCGGGAUAUUUUCAAACAGCAUUUACCUAUUUUAUUAGAAGGAGAAAACCUAGACAGCAAUAAUGAAUACCUUAUGAAAGGUGCUAAAAUACAAGCAGUGAUUUUACACAUUAAACUAUUGAAUUAUUUUGCCUUGGAACCAACAGCAAGGAAAUAUUUCUAUCGAGGCUCACGAUCAAACAAUAAAAUCAUCAGUCGAAUGAUUAGAAUAAUUUCACAUUCAUCUUUAAUAGAAAGUGUUUAUGCUAAUCAACAAUUAUUUCAUGCAGAUGUUGGUCUUGUUUCAUAUGCAAUAACUUUGUUAUAUAAUUUAGUGUUUGAAAAGAAAAUUUUCUAUCUAUUGCGGCAAGACAUGCGUGUUUUAAAUGCGUGUUCAGAAUUAGAACGCGCAAAAGAUCUUACCAUACAAUUUGGAUCCCAAACAUUAUUAGCGAUUCUAAAUCAAAAAGAAAUUGAUCAAAUCAAUAAUCCAUCAGAAAUCGUGCAAAAUUAUUUGCAUUAUAUUGAAAAUAUGAUCGAUGAACCAGAACAUACAUAUCAUGGGGUUCGAUUAAACGGUGUACUUACUAAUCUUGAAAUUAUUGUGCAAAAUGAUGAAGUGAAGGAGGAGAUUACGAAUGAUGACAGAGGCAUACCAGUACUUGCGAGAUGUGUUUAUGACAAACGUCAAGAAGAUGAAAUUCAACAGACGGCUGCGCGAAUUCUUUUAUCGGUUUCAUUUAUCGGGCAGAAUGCCGUUGACAAAAUAGUAGAUAAUGAACCACUAAUGAGCUGUGUUCAUCGUGAAUCAAAGUCAAAUAAUAUGAAGCAAAGAGGGACCAAUGAAGGUCUCCUAUGGAAAACUGGUGAGGAAGAUAAAUUCAUUUUAAGGCAAGAAGAAAAAAAACAGAAAGAACAACUAAUGAUUCAAGAGAUCACGCCAUCUGAUGUUAUUUUUGAAGAAUCAAAAGCUAUUUAUCAAUAUGUUAGAGGCGAUUAUCGCUUUAAUUUAGGCGAUACCGCAAUAUCAGACAUAUAUGUAAUGAUAAGUUAUUGCGAAGAUGAUAUAGAAAUAUGCCAGCGAAUUUAUGAUACCCUGAAAACGAGCACACCUUAUCAUCUUGCGAUGGAUAAAUAUAAUAUGUAUAGUGCCAGCCCAGCAGUUGUAGCAAGUAUAGCUGAAAAAGCAGACGUCGUUGUUAUGUGUCUUUCAAAUAAAUAUCGGUUGUCAACUGUAUGUCGAUUGGCAGCUGAAUAUAUUAAAAAACGGCAACGACCCAUUAUUCCAGUGAUCGUUGAAGCUAAUUAUAAACCUACAGGAUGGCUGAAUAUUGCUGUUGGUGUGAGAAGAUUCAUUGAUUUUACAAACGAUGACUUGGGUGUUACCUAUAAUGAUUUAAUCCGAGAAAUCGCUGACAUUAAAUCAAACAAAAACUAA
Molecule: messenger RNA, 2217 nt
Organism: Rotaria socialis
Lineage: Eukaryota; Metazoa; Rotifera; Eurotatoria; Philodinida; Philodinidae
Source: the annotation of a GenBank genome assembly